This is a messenger RNA of Coffea eugenioides, 2163 nucleotides long. RefSeq lists its product as uncharacterized. Bases 1 to 2163 code for a protein of 720 amino acids. The record is from RefSeq and is a predicted model, not a curated record. NCBI's taxonomy places the organism in Eukaryota, Viridiplantae, Streptophyta, Magnoliopsida, Gentianales, Rubiaceae. The transcript has 4 exons. Gene Ontology annotation, molecular function: zinc ion binding; nucleic acid binding.
AUGACUGAUAUCCUAGAACGCUUAGCUGAUAGACCAGGUCCUGGACCAUUUAACCAACCUGGGGGACAGGAAAGAGGGGAGGAUAGAGCCUUAGAGAGGUUCUUAAAGUUCAACCCGCCUAAGUUUCUUGGUGAACCCGAUCCUGAAAUAGCGGAGAAUUGGUUAGAGAGGAUGACCAACAUAUUCGUUGCUCUAGACUAUUCUGAGGAUAGGAGAGUGAAUUUCGCUGCUUUCCAAUUUGAGGGAAAGAGGAUUAGACGGUUUGUACAGGGACUUAAUGUGGAAAUUCAGGAGGGCUUGGUCGCAGCCCAAAUUUCUACCUUUACAGAGGCUUUAGAGAAGGCACAAAGGGUUGAGUGUGCAAGACUGCAAGUGAGGGACUUUCACAAUAGAAAGAGGAAUUUCUCUAGCUCUGCGUCUGGGCAGGCUAGUAAGAGUGCACAACCUUCCAAAAUGGGAAGAGGAAUGGGAGGAAUAAGGGCAAUUGGAGCUUCUAGGGGAGCUUUAUCCAGAGGAGGUCGCAGUGGACCGGCUCAGGCUAGAGGAGCGUCUUCCACUGGUUCGGUUGUGACUCCUCAAGUUACUUGUGGAUACUGUGGUAAAUCCAACCACUCUGAAAAUGACUGCUGGAGGAAGUUGGGAAAAUAUUUGUUUUGUGGUAGUGCUGGACAUCAAGUCACCAACUGUCCGAAAUCACCAAAAAUAGGAGGUAAUCCUCAGAGACCAAAAAAGUCAACCUCUAAGCAGACCAGUGCCGGAGGAAGUCGAUCGAAAGUACUGACUAGGGUGUAUGCACUGGAUUAUCAACAAAUCCCUGAAGCGACUGAAGUGGUUGAAGGUACAAUUCCAAUCUUUCAUCGUUUAGCUAGAGUUUUAAUUGAUUCGGGUGCAACACAUUCUUUUGUAAACCCUAAUUUUAUGAGUGGAAUAGAUUUGAAGUCAAUUAAAUUACCGUAUGAUCUGGAGGUUAAGACACCUACUGGGGAUCAAAAUUUAACUGCUAACCUGGUGUAUAGAGACUGUGGAGUCUGUGUUGGGGAGCGAAAAUUAUUGGCCGACCUGAUAAGUUUAGCCAUUAAGGGAUAUGAUGUGAUUUUAGGAAUGGAUUGGCUAGCUCGUUAUAAUGCCCAGUUGAACUGCCGAACAAAGAUUGUAGAAUUGUGCAUUCCAGGGGAGACAACCCUGAAGUUGGAUGUAAGGGUUAAAUUGGCUUCGUCUGCACUUAUCUCCGAGAUUCGGGCUAGAAAUUUAUUAAGCAAAGGAGUUCAAGGGUAUUUGGCUUUUCUUAUUAACACCCCUAGUGAUAAGGUGAGUUUGGAAGACGUGCCUGUAGUGGAAGACUUUCCAGAUAUUUUUCCUGAAGAGUUAGAGUCUUUAUCCCCCGAACUGGAAAUAGCUUUUAAGAUUAAUGUAAUUUCGGGAUUGGCACCUAUCUCGAAAACGCCAUAUCGAAUGGCUCCAGCGGAAUUGAAGGAGUUGAAAUUGCAACUGCAGGACUUGUUGGAAAGGGGUCUCCGAUUUGUUGGGAUAAAAGUAGGUGAACGAAAGAUUUUAGACCCAACUACAAUGUCUUGGAUCGAGGAAGCUAAUGAAAAGGUAAAAUUGGUACGCCAGAGAAUUCAAACCGCACAGAGCCGUGAAAAGAGCUAUGCGGAUAAUCGGAGGAAGGAUUUGGAAUUUGCGAUUGGAGAUCUAGUUUUUCUUAAGAUUACGCCUUUGAAAACAAGUUUGAAGUCUGGAAAUGGAAAGAAACUACAACCGAGGUUUGUAGGGUCUUAUAAGAUUACCCAGCGCGUGGGGAAUGUGGCAUACAAGUUGGAUUUGCCAAUGAGUCUAUCUCGAAUUCAUAAUGUGUUCCAUGUGUCUAUGCGUAAGAAGUAUCAUCCAGACCCCUCUCCCUCUCACAUUUUGAAACCAGAAAGUAUUGAAAUUGAUGAAACUUUGACCUAUGAGGAGAAACCGGUGAAACUUCUGGAUAGGAAGGCUAUGAUUCUUCCUGCUUCCAAGGAAGAAGGAAUCUUGAUAAAGAAGCGUUAUGCAGUUUUUAAUGAUGAUGGGACCCUGGCAGAGCUGAAAGGUUUUGAGAUUAAACGGCGUGGAGAGCUAAAGCUCAUCAAAGUUUUCCAGGUAAUUUCCUCAUUUAUUCCCCCCCCCGGCAUCUAG